Messenger RNA from Puntigrus tetrazona (Sumatra barb), 1162 nucleotides. It is a transcript of the gene srsf10b, whose product is annotated as serine and arginine rich splicing factor 10b. The record is from RefSeq and is a predicted model, not a curated record. Bases 138 to 848 code for a protein of 236 amino acids. NCBI's taxonomy places the organism in Eukaryota, Metazoa, Chordata, Actinopteri, Cypriniformes, Cyprinidae. Gene Ontology annotation, molecular function: RNA binding. The transcript is spliced from 6 exons.
UGAGGAACGCUUUGAUGCCGCCGAAGAAAAAGCGACACAGAACCGCGUGGAGCGAGGAAGAUUUCAGAUAGGAAUCAUUCUUAAAAGUCAUUCAUAAUCAGUGUUAACGAACAUAAGAGACUUUAAUUCGAAUUAUAAUGUCUCGUUACAUGAGACCGCCGAACAGCUCUCUGUUCGUCCGCAAUAUUUCCGACGAGUCCCGGCCAGAGGAUCUGCGCAGAGAGUUUGGCCGAUACGGGCCCGUCGCAGACGUCUACAUCCCCCUGGACUUCUACUCACGCCGGCCGCGAGGAUUCGCCUACAUUCACUGGUUCGAGGAUGUCCGGGACGCGGAGGACGCUCUGCUCAAUCUGGACAGGAAGUGGGUCUGUGGCCGUCAGAUCGAGAUCCAGUUUGCUCAGGGAGACCGCAAGACGCCGGGGCAGAUGAAAGCCAAGGAGCGUCAGUCUCCUCGCAGCUCACGAUAUGAGGACUACGAUCGACGCAGACGCUCGCGCAGCCGUGACAGACGCAGAUCACGCAGCCCGUCCUAUGACAGACGCCGUCGUCGGUCGCAGAGCCCUAGAGAGUCCAGAGGAAGAACACACCGCAGACGCAGCCCAGAACAUGACCGGUCCAGGCCAUCUGCACGUGACCGGAGCCGAAGCCCCACCCACUCCAAGAGCAGGGGCGGAGCUCAGUCACGCUCCAGGUCCAAGUCCAGCAGCCCGCGAGAAACCAGCCAACUCCACACAGAGAGUCCAGACGUCUCCGAGGAGAAGACGCAGACUCGCUCCAGGUCCAGGUCCAGAUCCCGAUCCCGAUCCCGCUCCCGCUCCUGGGCUGGACGCAAGUCCUGGGGGCACUAGAGCCCCUCCAAACCGUGGUUUGCGUGAAUGUCUGCGAGUGACAGCCAUCUGUCUAUAUCUUUUAAGGAGAGCAGAUCAGCACAAGCAUCUGUUAACGGCUGCAGAGAGUCAGCGCUGAUGUCUGUGCGCUUUAGUUUACAAGAGAGAUGAAAAUCGUCUCAAUAUUUUUGUAUGAGAUUUUUGUUUUAGUUGACCAGUAAUGGCCAUCCAUUUAAAAACGGUCUUCCAUGAGUGUCUCAGAUGUGUUUUAUUGUGAAAUUUGCAGGCCUUUUACAUGUAACCUCAGAAUGAAAUAAAUUUCUUGUGCAUCAGUA